Molecule: messenger RNA, 4492 nt
Organism: Fundulus heteroclitus (mummichog)
Lineage: Eukaryota; Metazoa; Chordata; Actinopteri; Cyprinodontiformes; Fundulidae
Gene: gemin5
Product: gem (nuclear organelle) associated protein 5
Exons: 28
Coding region: 124-4431 (1435 amino acids)
Molecular function (GO): protein binding
Source: RefSeq, a predicted model, not a curated record
UUUGCGACAACACGCCGCUCCUUGACGUUGCGACCGGAACGUUCCAGGCAGCAUGUGAGGAGUUUAUUUUGAUUUAUUCAGUCUUAAAUUAGGAAACAAAUUUAACGGUUAACCACAGGCAUCAUGCGCGAGCGGUCCCUGCCCGCCUCCCCUAACUGGUACAGCUCGCGCUGCAGUGACGUCAGCAGCGGCGGUUUGCUGGGAGUCGGAGCCAAAAACGUGAUUUACCUGAUAGAGUUUUCUGCUGCUUCGUGCAGGGUUACAGGUGAGCUCGCGGGCCACAGGGACUUGGUGUCAGGCUUUUCGUUCUGUCCGGACCCGGAGCAGAGCGACGUCUGCGUCAGCGCCUCCACCGAUGGCAGCGUGUGCUUCUGGGACUCCACCAAGAAGACUUUAAUCAAGAAAAAUGCUGCGCAUAAGAACCCCGUCUCAGCAGUGCACUGGUCCCCCGCGGAUAAAAACCUGGUGGUGUCGGGCGAUGAGAAGGGAGUGGUGGUCUGCCACUGGUUCCACACCGGCGACACGGCUAGCUUCUUCCCCGAGCCCAGGACCAUCUUCUGCCUCACCUGCUCCCCUCACAGCUGGAAGUCUGUGGCCGUCGGGUACAAAGACGGGAUGAUCGUGCUGAUUGACAUAAGUAAAAAAGGAGAGGUGAUGCAACGUCUCCGGGGACAUGACAACGAGAUCCACUCGCUGGCGUGGUCUCCUGUGAUCGGGGAGGACGCCCUCUACACCAGAGCUGAAGACCAAGAAGCAACCAACGGAGUUUCAGCGGGAGAAGAAUCUGGCUGCUAUCUGGCUUCUGGGAGCAAAGACCAGACGGUGAGGAUCUGGAGCACUGCCAAGGGAAAAGGAGUCAUGACUCUGAAGUUGCCGUUUCUUAAGAGACGAGGCUCCGCUGUCGACCCCGGGGUAAAAGAGAGGAUCUGGCUCAACGUGCAUUGGCCGAAGGGAAGAGCGACGCAGCUCGUUACCAGCUGCUUCAGCGGUGAGUUGGUGAUGUGGGAUCUGGCCAAGAGCGGGAAGCAGAAGUGGAAUCUGUUCGGAACGUCGUCUGAGGGUCAGAACCACAGCCGGAUCGUCUUCAACAUGAGUUCUGUUCAGCUGCAGGACGGCCAAGAACUGCUCAUCAGCACCUCCAUGGACAGAGAGAUUAAAUGCUGGGACCUGAACUCUCUGAGCUGCUGUUGGACCCUGCCCACCCUGGGGGGCCACGUCUACACCCUGACCUUCUCCCCGGUGGCCGUCGGCUGCCUGGCGCUGGGCGUCGGCGACAACAUGAUCCGAGUGUGGAACACGCUCAGCACCCAGAACCAGUACGACGUCAAAUCCUUUUGGCAGAGCAUCAAGUCCAAAGUUACAGCGCUGUCGUGGCACCCGAAAAAAGAGGGAUCCUUGGCUUUUGGAACCGAUGAUGGAAAAGUUGGGAUCUACGACGUUUUCUCCAGCAAGCCUCCUCACAUAUCGAGUUCGUAUCACAAGAAAACGGUGUACACUUUGGCCUGGGGACCCCCGGUUCCUCCGCUGUCGUUCGGUGCAGAAGGAAAGCAGAGCUACAGUCUGUACAGCUGCGCCGGCGAAGGCGUGGUCCUGCAGCACGACCCGUCGAGGCUGAGCGGAGAGGCGACGGACAUCGACAAGCUCAUCAGAGACACCAAUAACAUCCAGCACAAGUUGUCUCCACACACGGACAUCAGCUGGAAACCGGAUGGGAAGGUGGUCGCCAUCGGCAACGAGGACGGGAGCAUCGACGUGUACCAGGCCCCCAGUCUGACGCUGCUGUGCAGCAUCCAGCAGCACCACAAGAUCAUCAACGCUCUACGCUGGCACCACGAGCACAGCUCUCCGCCUGAAUACCACUGCCUGCUGGCCUCAGGCUCCAGCAACGCCGUCGUCUACGUGCACAACCUUCACUCCGUCAUAGAAAAUCCUCCGGAGAGUCCAGUGAUGCUGACCGAGCCGUAUCGCAGGCUCUCUGGACACACAGCUAAAAUUACCAGCAUGGCCUGGAGUCCGCACCACAGCGGCCGGCUGGUAACCGCCUCGUAUGAUGGCACUGCUCAGGUGUGGGACGUCCUGGAGGAGGCAGCCGUCUCCAACUACCGCGGCCACACCGGCUACCUGCUGUGUGCGGACUGGUCUCCAGUAGAUCCGGAUGUGAUCUGGACCGGAGGGAAAGACUUCACAGUUCAGGAGUGGAAGGUUUCUGAGCAGGAGUUCACCAAGCCUCCUAAAGGGAAGAAGAUGGUCCGGCUGCAGGACAGGAGGGCCAGCUCCAAGCCAAAGAAGAGCAACACGGCGCCAGGGGGCGGGGGAUGGAUGGAGCCGAGCGUGAACGGAGAGGCGGCGACUGAAGUGAACAGGGUGGUCACAGAGCAGGGCCUGCCUGCUGAAGAUGAAGAGGAAGAAGUCAGAUCAACAAACGGUCUAGAAUCUCCAGCAGCAGCUUUUGAAAGGAAACCCCCUUCUGCUGCGAAAAGUAAAGACAAACCUGAUGUGCUGAAGAAGAAGAAGCCUCGUUCCAUGCUGCCCCUCAGUACGUCCAUGGACCACCGGCCCAAAGAGGAGCUGCUGCAGGACUGCGUGACCCUGGCCUCGGUCAGGAACUCCGCUGCGCCACCUGCAGGGUGUGUCCCAGGCCAGGGAGAGUAUAUCCAUCUGGGUCUGUUUCAUGACAGAGAGGCUCUCUACCGCAUGUUUGAGGCUGAAGAGGAGAGCCACGUGGAGGCGGGCCACUAUGACUCCGUUGUGUAUCUGCGGCUGUGGAGCGGAGACCUGCAGGGGGCGCUGCAGCUAGCCACAGAGAGGGGAGAGCUGAACGACCACCUGCUCUCCAUCGCUCCCAUGGCGGGCUUUGAGGCGUGGAGCCGUACGGUGGAGGCCUUCGUCAAGCAGCUGUGUCUGCAGGAGCAGUUCCUGAAGGCGGCGUCCCACCUGCUGUCCAUCAACAAGGUGUACGAGGCCGUUGACCUGCUGAGGUCCAACAAGCUCUACAGGGAGGCCAUCGCUCUGGUGAAAGCCCGGCUGCCUGCAGACGAACCUCUGCUGAAGGAGCUCUACACGUGCUGGGCUGCCGUGCUGGAGAAAGACGGACAUUUAUCUGCUGCGGCUAAAUGUUACCUCGCUGCCGGCUGCAGUUUCGACGCAGCCAAGGUCAUCGGCAGAAAGAACGACGUCCCGUCUCUGAGGACGGCGGCCGACCUGGCGAGGAUCUCCGGAGAGGACGAUCUGGCCCAGAUGCUGGCGCUGAGAUGCGCCAAAGACCUCGCAGCUGCUCAGGACUGGGUGGCAGCGCAGGAGGUCCUGAGCUCUCAGAGCCCCCUACUGGCCCACAGGCUCCAUCUGUGCGUGGCCGAGCUGCUGGCCGCCACGCUGGCAGACUCGGACGUCUUCUCCCCGGCUUCCAGCGUCUCCGGCCACCCGUGGGCGACGCUGAGAAGCUCCGACACCAUCCAGGACCGAGCCAGAGACAUCUGGGAGGAGGAGUUUCACGUUUGCUUGAACUCGGCCGGCGAUCGGAGCGCUAAAGCUCUUCUGCAAAAGCUGAAGCCUGUGGAGACUCCGGCAUGGAGCUCCAGUAUCCCUCUUCGACAGGUCCUGCUGUACUCCUCGGUCCAUCUAACUCGCUCCCUGCUCAGCUGGUUACUGGACGACGAUGAGCAGCUGAUCACGGAGCUGUGGCACGCCGCCGCUUGGCUCAGGGAUGCGGGACACUUCGGCAUCACGGCGCUCUUCUGCCGGCUGCUCUUCCCUGAAGGUGACGUCGGCGUGUUUUCCAGGAAACAUUCCAAAACACUUCAGCGCUCUGAAGCUGAAGCCAGCAGCCUGCAGGCGCUUGUUUGCUACCACCGUCUGUACGAGUGCUGGUGGAGGGACUCUGCGGUUCAGAACGGCUCCUGCAGCGAGGACGAGCUCGCCGACAGAGCGCCGCCUGCGGGAACGCUGGAGUUGGAAGAGAGCGUCCGUCCAACAAGCAGCCGCUCUAAAGAAGUGGACUUUGAGCCCUCGGUUCUUCUGUCGGAGCCUCACGCCGCCUGUCAGGCUGCUCAGAGAUCUGUGAGAGAGAUCCAGGAGCGGCUAGCCGCCAUGGUGCUGCAGCACAGCCAAGUCCAGGAGGGACAGCUGGACUCUGGGGACAAACAGGACAGCAGCUUGUUACCAGCGCCUGCUGUGGAGCAAGGUUCUGGGGAACAGGAAACAUUUCUCUCCUUGUCCUCAAAGAUGUCCACAUUCCAGGAGGAGCUGGCCAACAUUCCCAACACGAUCAAGAUGUUUCCUCGGCCAGAUGUGACGGAAUGUUGCCUUGUUCUCCUGCAUCUCAGCAAGUCCUCCUCCGUCUCUGACGUCCUCCGACGGCAGGCCAAAGAUCUGCUCCGGAAGUACGGAACAAGCCCAUCGGUCCUGAAGGCGUCCCGGGGAUUCCUCACGUGAUCCGGUUUUCACUCGCACAUUUUUUUUUUUUUUUUGGUCUGGAAUUAAACUCUUUACAAAC